Messenger RNA from Sebastes umbrosus (honeycomb rockfish), 4128 nucleotides. It is a transcript of the gene kcnk5a, whose product is annotated as potassium channel, subfamily K, member 5a. NCBI's taxonomy places the organism in Eukaryota, Metazoa, Chordata, Actinopteri, Perciformes, Sebastidae. The record is from RefSeq and is a predicted model, not a curated record. The coding region runs from base 380 to 1972 and encodes 530 amino acids. The transcript is spliced from 5 exons. Gene Ontology annotation, biological process: stabilization of membrane potential; potassium ion transmembrane transport. Gene Ontology annotation, molecular function: potassium ion leak channel activity. Gene Ontology annotation, cellular component: membrane.
CUCUCUCCACUCCCCCUGUUAUACUCUCUACAGUUCACUACUUUAGCAGCCACUACUUCUCCAGCAGCGCACGUGGAGAGAGAAUACUACUACUGCAGCAGCUGCCGUCCCACGCGCGCCUCAGCACCCGCUUUAUGACUACUUUUAUCCUGCUACGGCUCGAGCCCAGAUGCUGCACGCAGCGGCACGUUGCAUGCAUAUUUUUCAGAGCCCCUCGCGCGGAAAGAAGGAGCAGUUCGUUUCAGCCUCGCGGAGAAUGAGUCCCGCAUAACUCCUGGUAUUGUUGUUAUCUACCCCCCCUCCUCUCUCUCUCUGUCUCUCUCUCUUUCUCUUUCUCCCCCGUCCCGCGCUCUCCUAGUUGAGUCCCUGUACAGAAGUUAUGGUAGAUAAAGGCCCCUUGUUGACCUCUGCCAUUAUUUUUUACCUGUCCAUUGGGGCAGCAAUUUUUCAAGUCCUGGAGGAGCCCAACUGGAAGGACGCUGCACAGAAGUAUAGUGACAAGAAGGGCAAAAUACUGGAGAGCUAUCCCUGUCUCACCAAAGAUGAUUUGGACAAAAUAUUAGAGGCAGUGUCUGAAGCUGCAGGCCAAGGGGUCACUAUAACUGGCAGCAAGACCUUCAACAACUGGAACUGGCCAAAUGCUGUUAUCUUCGCCGCCACCGUUAUCACCACUAUCGGAUAUGGGAACAUUGCACCUAAAACGUCAGCAGGCCGUGUAUUCUGCAUCUUCUACGGGCUGUUUGGCGUGCCUUUAUGUCUUACCUGGAUCAGUGAGCUAGGAAAGUUCUUCGGUGGCAGAGCCAAGCACCUGGGCCAGUAUCUAACAAAGAAAGGAGUUUCACUGAGAAAGGCUCAAUUUACCUGCACAGCUAUAUUUCUCCUCUGGGGUGUGCUGGUCCAUUUAGUCCUUCCACCUUUUGUAUUUAUGUCCCAAGAAGGUUGGACAUAUAUUGAAGGCUUGUACUUCUCGUUUGUCACCUUGACCACGAUUGGUUUUGGGGACUUGGUAGCAGGUGUGGAACCAAAUAAAGAAUACCCAACUCUGUACCGUUACUUCGUGGAAGUGUGGAUUUAUCUGGGGUUGGCCUGGCUUUCUUUGUUCUUCAACUGGAAAGUGAGGAUGGUGAUCGAGGCCCACAAGGCCUUGAAGAAACGCCGCAAGCUGCGCAAGUUAUCUCUCGAUGAGCUCCGGCACUACAAAGAGUCUCACAAGGCAGCCCUUCGUUUGCCGCCCUCUCCGAACGACGUCAACAUCUUCAGCUUCCUGUCAAAGAAGCAGGAAGGCUACAAUGACUUGAUCAAGCAGAUUGGCACAAAAAGAGAUGGCAGAAUCAACGGCGGUAGUGCCAACAACGCCAUCAAUAAAUCCAAAGACAUGGGUCGUUCAAAGAGUUGCAAUGACGCUCCCAUGGUUAAUGGUCACACCAUCCUUAGUUUGGACCGUUCGCCACGCCAAAAGAGACGCUAUAGCUUCAGUGACCGCGUCACUGUUGCUUUUUCAAAGUCCAAGAACUACCUCAUGGGCUCCGACAACGGUUUGCUGCUACCGGAGGACCAAGUAGAGGGCGACCUAGAUCUCGACCAGGGCCAAAUGUAUGAGAACCAGCUUGACAAGGACGUUGAGCUAGAGAACGGAGGGGUGGGAGAUUGUGGAGCAGGUGGUCGAAGGACGUGGGACUCUAGGGAGUACCAUCCCCUGACGUUCCAGAAUGCAAACAUUACUUUUAUAGAUGAGGAGAACUUUCUCAGCAAUAACUUAGAGGAGGAGGAGAACGACGAUGACGAUGAUGAUGACGAUUCUAAAGCAAAACUAUCAAUUACUACAUGCGAUGAAAACAUUGAAACAAACUCCAAGGAGGAGCAGAGUUCUGAAUCUGAAGGGUCUGUGUUCACUAGUGACGGUUCAGAACACAGCCACUCCUACGAGAAACUUGUAGAGGAAUACGCAAAGGAAGAAAACACAGAAUCGUGAGUUAUCACAGAGAUCUUGAACUAUGUAAAGUCAACACGUCUUCCUGGUCCUUCCUGUUGAAUCGGUUGGCGUUGAAGUAUUCUAAUGUGAAUAUCAGAAGUCCCAUUGCACUUUUUGGGGUCUCAUAAUGAAAGACUGCAAAAGCCAAGAUCAAAUUUCUAUGAAAUGAAUGUUCUGUUCAUAGCUGAGAAAUGAAAAACCCACAUCAUGUUGACCAAGUUGAGCUUCUCAUAAACUCUUGAACAAACAUCUUGAUGAAUAUGGACUACAGAGCAUGACAUGUAACCCCAUGAGUAUUUAACAUCUGCUCGAUUUAUGCCUUUUUUUUAUAUGGUUUGAGAAACUAUAUGCCACACAUUUAUUGCAAUGUCCAAACCAAGAACUAUUUACCAUGAGUGCCUUUUUUUCUACUCAUUGGCUGUUAAGAAAUGAUAUGUGGAAAUGUAUUUGAUUCCCCAUAGUUUCUGCUAUGCAUAUUCACCAUAUUGGUGUUUUUAUAAUAUUUAUUAAAAAUGAAGGACGUAGUAGCUUUUAUUCAAUGGCUACAUGGGUUUAUAUGUCUCCCAUUGCACAAUUCCACCGAAUGAGAACAGUUCAAAGUCCAUUUCAGUGCAGACUGUCUUUUAAAAACCUGAGCCAAACGUUUGUCCUUAAAGGAAAUGAAGGGGGUUAAGGGCCAAUUCUCCUUCUUUUUUUUUCUUUGGUAUUUCACUUGUUUCUUUUUUUGAAGUCCUUGAUAACUUGUUUUGCUUGAGAUUUCUGUUUAUUUUGACUGUAAGCAAUAGAAUUGUGACUGCACUAGAGGUAAUCAGUGACGCAUAGCAACGUCUGGGUGUCUAGAACCAACUGAGAGUAAACUUGGAAUGGAAAAUCAUUAAUUUUAUGAAAAGAGAAGAUGGGAAGUCUGGAUAUCUUGCCAGAGUGAUACUCUAAACUAAGAUUUGUUUGCCUUUUUUUUUUCUUCCUAACUUUUUUUGACCACUGUAGAAAAAAAAAAAAUCUUUAGAAAUUGUGACAAAAUGUACAGAAGACGCCUCUCAGGAUACCCUCAAAUUGGUUUUAGUGAACACACUAUUGUUGCUUUGCUGCGGGGCAAUCUACCACGGCAGUGCAUGACGGGAGCGAAACUUCUACAGCAGCAAUAUUCUGACUUUUUGUCUCUUUAGCACCCUUUCACUUCAUUGUAUUUGCCAUGUAAAUAUUGGCUGAAAGCCCAUCAGUAGCCACAAACACAGCUCUGCUCAGGACAUGCCAUGGCCUUGCUGCUCGUGUUUGCCUUUGGGGGCUCGCGCUCGCCUGAAAGACUGAAGUGCCGCUUCUGACGAGGUUAACCGCAGGUUAAAUUGUAACCGAUCAAUGCUCUCGUGACGUACGUUCCAGUCGUGAGAUGCAAAGUCAGCAGUAUCGGUGCUCUCAAUUACUGUAUAGUAUUUCCACCUUGUUUCAUGUGAACACAAAAACCGUAAACUCGAGGGACCAAAAUUAUAAUGUCCAUUGCUUUUCACUGUCUCUCCCUUUUGAACGGGCCCCUUAGUCGCCCUGCUAACCCACUGCCUUUUGCACACGUAAACUUGCACACAAAAACUUGAAACAGUGUUACAGUGAAUAGUAAGAUGGCAGUGUCGCCCUACGCUACUUUGAAUUUAGAACUCCCCGUUCAAGCCAGUUGGAUAAUAUACUGUAAAUAUAGUCCAAUAUUUGUAAUUUUUUUUGUGAACACACCAUCUUAACUCUUAACUUUGCCUUACAGAUGACUUAAAUGCCUUAAAUCCACUGCAAGCAGGGGGAUGUACAGUACAAUGUAACAUCUGUUGAAUGUACUUAAAACCGAUUCACUGAAAAGAUUACAUCUUUCACACUGGGUGUUUUUAUUUUUUCCCCUCUUUGUAUUUCGUCAUAGGGUCUUAAGUCUGUGUGAACAUUCCCUUCUCUUUCUCGCAUUCUCACUGAUUUCCCUUGAUGUGCUGGUACAGCAUUGUUAUGCAGCCAUGGUACUUGUCUGGACUGAAUUUCAAGCUUGUCUCUAGAUGAACUAAGAACAGGCUAGGCUGGUUUAACCCAUUGUCCCAAGCUUUUCUCUUGAUGUUGCUCCAUUGUGUAAAAACUCCAGUGUAGAGUUGUGUUGUUGUUAGUUGUCUUUUUUUAUGAUUAAAUUA